Molecule: messenger RNA, 2495 nt
Organism: Labrus mixtus (cuckoo wrasse)
Lineage: Eukaryota; Metazoa; Chordata; Actinopteri; Labriformes; Labridae
Product: Krueppel-like factor 2
Exons: 3
Coding region: 396-1634 (412 amino acids)
Biological process (GO): regulation of transcription by RNA polymerase II
Molecular function (GO): DNA-binding transcription factor activity, RNA polymerase II-specific; RNA polymerase II cis-regulatory region sequence-specific DNA binding
Source: RefSeq, a predicted model, not a curated record
GAGCAGAGAGAGCAUUCCCCAGCAGUCCUCCUCUGACUCUCUCAUCUCUCCUCUGCCUCUGACUCGCAGGCAGCGCGGACUUUUAUACCCAAGCUAAAUUUAGGGGGGCUGGUCGCUGCGCUGCGUCCUCAUCCUGGACGCACUUCCUUCCCCCAGCCUCACAUUGGUCUGAUUCGGGCCGCGAAGAAUAUUUAUAAGAAAAAGCAGCAGCUCCUUCCAGAGACACACACAGCUGCAGCAGAGAGGAGCCGCUCGCCGGAUGGGCAGAACAUCGACGCGUUCUCUAGUUUGUUCCUGGAAACUCAGCGGACUCUAGAGAUUUUAUUUAACUCAGAGAAAGUGUUUUUUUUCCUGAAAAUUUAAAGAAGAUUUCUUGAUUUUUUGAUUUGAAACGCAUGGAAAUGGCCUUGAGUGGGACCAUUUUACCAUCGAUCUCUACAUUUUCUAUCCAAAAGGAGAAAUGUUGGGAAGAUAGAUGGAAAGGUGACAUGAGCAGCUUAACACCCAACAUGAGCAGCAGCUGCCUGGGGAGAAAGGACGAAGAGGAGCUGGAUAAGUUCUUGGAUCUUGAGUUUAUUCUCGCUAACACCGCGGUGUCCGACGGCGCGCCAGCAGCAGGGACGGGCGCAGAUUCUUAUCAGACGGGGGCGUCUGUGUAUCAUCAUCAGCAGCAGUCCAGGAUGACCCAGCAGCACACCAGUUACUCCUCUGUGCAGGACAUGAACAGCAGCCCUCCUCCGCCGCCUUACAGCAGCCUGAUGGCGGAGCUCCUCCGCUCCGACGUGGACACGAGCUUCCUCCCCGGGAACAGCUCGAGCAUCCAGGGCCGGUUCCUCAUCAGCUCGUCCCCCUUCCAGACCUCUCAGGACUUAUUCCCCGAACACCCCAACAUUAAAGUAGAGCCCGCCUCUAUGGACACGUACGGACCUGUCAUGGGUCUGGUGCCUCAGAGCUGCGCCAAAAUCAAGCACGAGGGGAACAUCUCGUGCAUGAUGUCAUACGAGCAGCAGCCACGGUUGGCCAACUCACCUCAGACACCUCAGGGCAGCCUCACGCCGCCUCUCAGCCCCAACGACCUGAUGAGCUCCGAGUGCCACCAGCCUCAGAUGACGUUCCAGCAGAGCUUCCAGUCUCACCACCGCUGCGCGCCCGGGGCAUUCCCUCAGCAGCUGACGUACCCCGGGGCGCACCAUCAUCACCACCACCACCAGUUCCCCGGCAUGUUCGGGGACGACGUGGCCAUGGGGGGGCUGCAGCAGCAGCAGCAGCCGGCGGCCGGACAGCGGGUCCUGCUGACCCCGCCGUCCUCCCCGCUGGAAAUGAUGGACAGCAAGCCGAAGAGGGGUCGCCGGUCCUGGCCCAGGAAACGGACAGCAACACACACGUGCACUUUCGCUGGCUGUGGGAAGACCUACACCAAGAGCUCGCACCUGAAGGCGCACCUCAGGACGCACACAGGAGAGAAACCAUACCACUGCAGCUGGGAGGGCUGCGGCUGGAAAUUCGCUCGUUCCGAUGAGCUCACGCGUCACUUCCGGAAGCACACCGGACACCGGCCGUUCCAGUGUCACCUGUGUGAACGGGCCUUUUCCCGGUCCGACCACCUCGCUUUGCACAUGAAGAGGCACAUGUGAGGAAGAAGAAGAAGAAGACAAACGGAGUGGACAAGGACUUCUAUACAACAUGAUGAACUGUCAUGAUCAUGUGACCAGCUAUAGAAGGAUGCUAUGCAAAUAUACACACACCUUCCUUAAAGAGUGUUUAGUGGUACAACGACACCUGACUUCACUGUAAUACCUAUAGGUGUAUCAUAGGACUGUUAUAGUGAUUUUUCAUUGGGCCAAAGGAAACCUCGUGAGAAGAAAAAGUGAGAAAUAUCUAUUUUAAUAACAAAUCAUUGUUAAAGAAACAAAGCACAGAAUAAGAAGGAAAUAGAGCCAGAGACGACAGGAACAGAUUCACUCUGUUUAGACUUCUUCUUGUGUAAUGAUGUAGCUGGUACUACUUUCUGUGUGACUGUCAUUCCUCUCCACAUGUCGGGCACAUGCCGCUGAAGCAACUGGAAGCAGCCAAUCUUAAAAAAAAGAGAUUCAUCUUUUGUAAUGUUCUUAUCAGUGCCUUCUAUAACACAUUAUUACGAUCGCCUUAUUCUCCACUUGGCCAAAGACAAUCUGUUUAAUUAUGUGAGUGUUAACAGCACAUGAAAUAAGCUUUGAGACAACGUUUGUUCUAAAACUGCCUUUCACUCUGUCCUCCUCCAACGCUUGAAAAACAAUGUGGUGUUUUGUGUUUGUCAUUUAAAGUCAGGGUCUCGCAGGUCUCACACAAAGUGCAUUCCAUCUCAAUGCCAUGUCAUAACUAAAGGCUUUAAAGUCUUUGAACAAAAAAAACAUGUUUUUUUGUGUAUUAAAGAAAUGAACUGCCUUGUACAUAGAACUUUUCUACAUAAUGUAAAUAGUUUAUUUUAAUGUACAUAUUAAACUAAAUGAACAGUA